This is a messenger RNA of Vitrella brassicaformis, 3035 nucleotides long. NCBI's taxonomy places the organism in Eukaryota, Vitrellaceae. The record is from the annotation of a GenBank genome assembly.
AAUAACGCGUGUCUCCAGCCAUCGUUAGUCCUCUUCAGUGAGCUUCUCAUUGUGGAACCGCUCGAGGAACGCCUGAUACCUGCGGCCGCUCUCCGUCUGCUUGAAUCGCAUCCCAUCCUCGAGAAGCACGACGGUAUCGAAGAGGGUCUUGUACAGCCGUACACCUGCAAGACAUCACCAUGUCUCAUCUGUCCCUGCUCUGUUCAAUGCAGUGCUUUGUACCCUCGGAAGGCUUCGUCGUCUUUGCAUACAGCGCUGUCCCCCCGAUGGGCCCAAACUGUUUGACGUCUCCAGACAAGAGAAUGCUCAUGUUCCCGAACGGAGGCUGGUGCUCGGCAUGCUGCUCUUCGGUAGCCCGCAGCUCACGCAGGCGAGCGUUCAUCUUUUCGAACAAGCUGGCGUACAGCAUCGAGUACUCGUCCACUAAUAGAUACCACGUUUGCUGCCACAGGACCUCAAAUGACAGCUCUUUCCGCAUGUCAUCAGUAGAGGCACUCCCUCGACCGCGGCGGCGGUGCUCCUGCCUGUUUCUGGGCUUGUACACCUCUAUUUGGAGGGCCGAGUAUAGGGUCGAGCCUGAGAUAGUGGAGGCAGCCACACCUGAGACAGGCAAUCCGCACAAAGCGCAGCGCAGAUACGCAGCCCCAGGUGGGACAAAUCAAACCAACAGCAAAUGGAAAUCAGUUCAUCGUACCGGUCAUCGCAGUCUUUCGAAACCAGAACGGCCGACCGAUACCAGCGAAAUACAGGGCCAGCGCCUGCAUUACCCACGAUUUGCCGCAUCCGGGGCCGCCCGCAACAACCACGUUGAGUGGCGACACAGCAGCAAAGUCCUCGCAGUCCAAGGCGGCAAAGUUGUCAUUCACGUGCUUGGCGACGAUACGGACGACCCGCUUCUGUUCGGGAUUGAGCGUGAACUUCUCGAUAGCCAACUUCGCUACUCUCAGGCGGUCGCCAGCUAUCAUGGCCUCAAACUGCAUCGAUUGAAGCCACCGUGUAUAGUUUAGGGCGCCCGCUGCACUGCUGUCGCCCGCCUCACACAUCGCCAGCAGCUCGGCGUUUGACAUUCCUUGGAUGCUCCGUCGUUGAGGUAUGCCACCGGUAUCGCGCGCUGCGUGUACUGCGGCUGGCGUGCUAUCAUCGACAUCCAUCUCUUCCGUGCCCUCUCUCGGCCCCGCCGCGGCGACGUCCGACUGACCGCUCCUUCGUCGCUGCAGCAUUGCAAAGAAGGGUCUUCUGCAUAGCCUUCACUGCUGCUGGGUCCUGGUUUCUCGCAACAAUAUCAGUCACUCCGGCAUCCUGCAAAGAGACAUAUGCAUGUAUAUCUCAGGCCUUUCUUUACAUUAGUUCUGACUUGAGAUGGCAUAUUGAGCGUGGCAGAUGUGGACGGCCCAUCGAUGUGGACGUUCAGCUGUGGCGUAGUCAGGCCGAAACGCUUGCAGACGGCGUCCAUGCCCUCUCUCAUGUAUUUCUGGCGGUCGGCGAGGAAGCGCUCAGGGACCGACAGACUGUAGUUAACACCCGCUAUGAGAUCCAGCUUCUCAAACAGCUCCGCACCCGACGACCUUGCAGGGCUCGUCAGCUUGUCCACCAUCACCUGCGCCUCCUUCAGCAGCGCCUGGCGAGCGUCAUCCUCCUCGCAAAGUGCCUCGUCCAUCUGGUCCAGCAAGUCUCGCGCGUCGAACGUGGCACUCUGUUCCUCCUGCUCAUUUCGAAACGCCUUGUCGAUCUUCGCGUCGGCCUGCGUGCGAUGAGCACCCUCAAUGUUGUCGAUCAGUUCGACUGUCCAUCGCGCCACGGGGUCGUCGAUGGAUGUGUCUGCCACUCGCUGUCGAUGCCACGUUUUGAACUCGUCCAGCGCGUCCUGCCACGUUCGACACAAGCCUUUCAGCUGCUUCACUAAAUUGAAGCCGGUCCGAUUGGGUCUCUUGGUGCACGCCGCAUCCACCGAAACAAUGGAUCGCGGUGAGUGCCCUUCAGAGGGACACUUCGAGUCAGGUGAGACAUCACCGUGGACCGGCAGCUGCGACUCCGCCUCAACAUAUGCAGCACUACAGCUGGCGUCCACGGCCUGCAGCAGCUGAUCCAGGUCCGGGUCGAGCUGACAGCGCCGCUCCUGAGAGCUGCUGCCUACAAAGGGCUUGAGCAGAAGCAGCAGCUUCUUAGCGCGGUCCUCGAUGGCCCCCGGCUGCUUUGAGUAGCGGCUUAGAAUGGCCAUACUCAAAAGGGGCACAGCCGAUUUGUCCACAUCCCUCUGAAUACACACAUACAAAUACGGAGACACGGGUUUUUGGGGCAAACCUUAGUGAUUCAUCCACCCACCCAUACCUGUGGCAGCUGGCACUUAGUGUGCAGUGGGUGUUGCGCUGUAUAGUAGAAGGCCCUGUCUUUUUCAGCCAGCAGCUCAGCGGCAUCGGCACGUGAGUGUAGGCCGGCAAGCGGCGCAUCUCGCUCGCCUCCGUGCUCUUGUAUACGCGUUCGAACAGCUCGUGAAACAGGUAGACGGGGACCCGUGCCAUUAGCAGCUUCACUGGGUCGCCUUUUUUGGUACACAUGAUGUCAGGAGGAACUCUUAUCUCCACUCCCUCGGUCACUGGAAACAGAUAGUCCUGUGCCUUACUAGACAGGACCAUCGACGCUUGUCCAUCGGCUCGGUGGACACGCAUGAGCACUGUGUCGUCGUUCUCCUCGUCGUCGCUCACGUCGUCCUCUGUGACACGCCCCUGCCGCUCCUCAGCCGCCAAGAGCUUGAGGAAAGGGAGGGAGUGAAGGGGGUAGGUGGGGUGAGACGUGUAGUAGUCUCCAUCGUCUCCAUAGCCCAGCAGGUGCCACAUGACCUGACACGCGGACAUCUGGACGCGGGCGUUGAGGGAGUUGGUUAUGUCGGUGAUGAAGAGGCGAUGCUGCUCGACGGCCUCUUCUGUAUUUGCAUAGCGCUCCAGGUACUUCUUGCAGCCCACUGCGACGAUCGACACCAAGUCGUGCAGCUUGAUAUCCAUCUUGGAGCUGUAGUUGGUGAGCUGCAGACAACACAU